Messenger RNA from Durusdinium trenchii, 3246 nucleotides. The record is from the annotation of a GenBank genome assembly. NCBI's taxonomy places the organism in Eukaryota, Dinophyceae, Suessiales, Symbiodiniaceae.
CACGAAGUUUCUGGGUCAACGCCACUGACAGCAUGAACACGAUACCCUUGGCUGCUACCACCUCCAAGAUCUAUAAGCUCAAAGCUGCGGCAGGACCCAAAGCCAACGCUGCUCUAGUCCAAUUACAAGUUCAUAGAGCAGUUGUUCUUGCCGCGUCCUCGGAACAAACAGGCAGAGAUGUCGGUCAAGCACUCUGGCCAUGUCAGCCUAUAGGGGUCAUGUGCGCGUCCUCCUAGAAACCAUAUGUGGGGCCGGCUUCGUUGGGUACAUGUCCAGCCUAGCUGAAGAGAACAAGAAUGAUCCCUGUUGUUGCAGCAUCAACCGCUGGGAACCAGACGCAAGGACAAAUAAGCUCUCGUGGGCAGAGAGCCAAAAACCCAACAGAACCAGGGUCGAAUCCGCACUUAGGAUAUCCAACCCCAUUUUGGCCAUGUGAACUGGUGUUUAAAGCAGUUUUCAUACGCAUGUCUUUGGCAUUGAAGCGAUUCAAGACAUUGGCGCUGACCAUUCAACAGAGGCAGAUCAUGUCUUCAAUCAAUGCAUUGCACAUGUUUCUGCGCAUGCAUGUUUGAAAGGGUUUCUUCCCAGAUCUUUCCAGACAUUGAAGUUUCAUGCGGACAGGAAUCUGGUUUUUCAUGUUAUUGGGAAUCCCAGCGAAUCCCCAAGACUUAACGCUGCACCCCCAUAAUGUGUCACGUAGUUCUUUUGCAUCCUUGCACAUUCAAAUUGCAAAAGAAAUAUAUACAUAUAUACACUGUUGAUGUUGCGUUUGUUUCGCUUCUCAUCCAUGCACACUUCGUGGAAAGAGCCUGCCCAUCUCUGAAGAGCCAAGCCCUUUGGAUGGCAGGACCCAUUUGAGCCAACAGGGCUGCAGGCUACGUUGGAUUGUCAAGAUUUGCGCUCACUUUGCGCAGGUCGUUCGCCCAGGGCCUUUUGCACAGGUAGCGGCGCUGGGCUUUGGCUCAAGAUGGGUGCGGGUUGGGAUGGAUGGCUUGUGAUCCUGCAAGCUUCGCAUGCUGAGCCGGCGGCGGCGUGCAUUCCAUUUGCGCCGCGUUAUGCUUGCAGCCGGAUUGUGGAUGAAAUUGCGGAAACGCCGGAGGUGUGCUCCCACAUCACGACAAGAUUCUGAGAACCCAUUGCUCACCGCCACCAAGAAAGGGUCUGACGAAACCAUGGAUGUCGAAGAUGUAAUGGACGGAGCACCUUCAGAUGACAAUUUCGAGCCGCCGCAGCCAAGAGGGCCAGUGCGCUCAAGGAAGCCCCCUACACGCAAACCUGGUGAAGAAGGAGACACCCUGCCAAGUGGCCCAAAGCCUCGCAAGAUACAGCUGCUGCGAUCUGUUUUUGAGGGUCGGCCGCCAGUGGUUCUCUUCAGCUACACGCAAGCUUGUUGUGCAGAGCAGCGACCCUUGGAUCGUGCAGUUCCAGCUGAUGAAGAUGGUCCGCGAAUGUUCUACAGCCACACUGAUGCAAUCCACCAGUACAAUGCAGUGAUCAAUAUUCUUCGGCAUGGGGGGUUGUAUCGAGUGCGAGCUGAAACAAACAGGUGGACAGUUUUGUGGUCCUUGCAUCCAACGCCAGAGCAGCUCCAACGCUUUAGUCCUGUGCAGCGGGCGAAUCAUUUUCCCGGCUCCUACCACUUGGGCCGAAAGGAUCUCAUUUGGCGAAAUCUUGCAAAGAUGCAGCAGCGCUUUGGAAAAGAGUAUCAAAUUACACCGCAAGGCUAUAUUUUGCCCAAGGCAUUCCUUGCCUGGGAUGCUGCUAGACUGCGCCAAUCAGAUGCCUUGUGGAUUUGGAAGCCUUGCAGCCAAAGCUGCGGCAGAGGAAUCACUGUACUUAGUUCAGAUGUGCCUGAGGAACAGCUGCGUGACCUCGCGAAGAAGCGCGGCAUCAUCCAGCGAUACAUCCCAAACCCACUUCUCAUCGGUGGCCGCAAGUUUGACAUGCGCAUCUAUGUCGUAGUACUGUCGUAUGACCCGUUGAAAGUGUUCAUCAACGACGAGGGUUUGGUUCGUUUUGCGACUGAACUCUACUCCGAUGCCGUUGAAACCUUGCAGUCCAGGAUGAUGCACCUCACAAACUAUUCUGUGAAUAAGCAGAAUCCAGCUUUUGUUCAAAACCUUGAUGGGCAGGGGGAGGAGGAAAAGGAGGAUGCUGGAGUUGAUGAAGCAGGGCAGCCAAAGGCUUCAAAAUGGUCCUUGAAGGAGUUGCGGAUCCACUUUGCCAGAGAAAGCUUGGACUUUGAUGCUUUGUGGGAGGCUAUGAAGGAUUUGGUUAUCAAGACCCUCAUUUCCGUCGAAGAGCCUUUGAAGGCUGAUUGGUGUAAGACGCUGGGCAUUGAGGAUGGCGGUUGGUCAGCUCGUGGCCCUGGAGGAGCUCACAGAGGCAGCUGUUUUGAGAUUUAUGGAUUCGACAUUUUGGUGGACCGGAGCCUCAAGCCGUGGCUUCUAGAAGUCAACAUUUGUCCAUCUUUGUCUUCAGGGUCCCCGCUUGACAAGAGAAUCAAGACAAAACUAGUUGCGGAUGUUCUUACCCUUGUUGGCGUCCAUCCACCAGCAGCGCUGUGGAAACUGAGCCCCGAGUCUGUGCAUUGGCCCGCUUCUGGCAAUGUGAGCCCAUCCGAUGACAAUGAAGCAGCUGCAGGCUGCCUGAUCUCGGAGGACGAAAUGAGAAAGCGUGCUUUGAAGCUUGUCCUUGGAACCCUCUUCCUUGUUCAAGAUCAAUUGUACCUAGCUGGCCAAAGCAACAAGCUCAGAAAAAAGCGGCAGCUUUUUCUGUUCAUUUCUCAAGGCCGCUUUCCCAGAACAUUGUCAGGCCCACAGGAAGCUGUGUCUCUUUUUGAUGAGGUGGCUUGGGAGCUCGUCGUCGAAGCGCAUGAUCAGGAGAUGCGGUCGGGUGGGCUCGAGAUGGCAUUCCCUUGCCCCAAUGGCUCCAGGUAUGUGCAGUACUGGGGUGAAGAAUCGUACUGCAAUCUUGUUCUCCGAAAAUGGCAAGAAGCUGGCGGGGAUGCCAUUUUCCGCUCGAAGAAGCUACCUCCAUGGGUUCCACGUCAAGUGUGCUUCAGCAAGACUUGACGCCUCAAGGGUGUUGCAACAUAGACACAGACCCCAGAUAGAUCAUGACUAUAAGCUGAAACAUGCACAACGUACACAGAGUUGAUUUUGGCCUUGCCAGUCAACAAGAUCACUUGUUUCACCAGUUCAGCGCAGUCCGUCGCUGUCGUGUCACCAAGCCACAAGACCAGGC